Alexandromys fortis (reed vole) is the source of this 594-nucleotide messenger RNA. Its product is annotated as 60S ribosomal protein L34-like. The record is from RefSeq and is a predicted model, not a curated record. Gene Ontology annotation, biological process: translation. The coding region runs from base 1 to 594 and encodes 197 amino acids. Lineage: Eukaryota; Metazoa; Chordata; Mammalia; Rodentia; Cricetidae. Gene Ontology annotation, cellular component: cytosolic large ribosomal subunit; ribosome. The transcript has 2 exons. Gene Ontology annotation, molecular function: structural constituent of ribosome.
AUGGUCCAGCGUUUGACAUACCGUCGUAGGCUCUCCUCCAACACAGCCUCCAACAAAACUAGGCUGCCUCGAACCCCUGGCAACAGGAUUGUUUACCUUUACACCAAGAAGGUUGGAAAAGCACCUAAAUCAGCGUACGGUGUAUGCCCAGGCCGACUCCGAGGGGUUCGUGCUGUGAGACCGAAAGUCCUCAUGAGAUUGUCGAAGACAAAGAAGCAUGUCAGCCGGGCCUAUGGUGGCUCCAUGUAUGCCAAGUGUGGCCGUGACAGGAUCAAGCGGGCUUUCCUUAUUGAGGAGCAGAAAAUUGUUGUGAAAGUGUUGAAGUGCGACUUUUUAAAUAAAAGGUCAAGAUUGGCAACAAGGACCAAUGCAAACCUGGGAUUCAUUGUGAGUCAGUCCCCAGGCUCAGGAAAGCUGCUCAGGGCAGAUGGAGUCUCAUCUGUGCAUGCUCCAUUUGCUUUGCAGCCGAGACACUACGGCGAGCAGUUCACCCUGGGUUUUAUGUCUCAUUGGGCUCAAGUGUCAAAGGAUAAGCCACUUUCAGGGAAGACCUGGAAGAGAGCUCAGGCUGCUCCACUCCCUUUCUUAGCUUAG